AUGGCAAGCGCCGUUGGCGGGCUGAUAGCCAGCAAGCUUGCCGAGCUUGUCUGGGAUGAGGCUACCCUGUUGUGGAGAUUCAAGGACGACGUGGAUGGCUUGAAGAGGACCAUGGUGAAGCUGCAAGCUUUGAUGCGCCAUGCUGACCGGAGGGAGGGCCAGGAUGAAGGAGAGAGACGAGAGAUCAUGCGGGUUUGGAUGAAGGAUUUCAAGGCUGCAGCCUACGACAUUGAGGACUUGCUGGAUGAGUUCGACGCUAUUGAACUCAUUAAGCAGGACCAACCCAAGGCGGGGCGUCGUUCUGGCCGUGGAGCAGUGGCGUGCGACAUAGGGAUGAAGCGGUGGCGUGUGUCGCCGGAGAGGGAGAAGAAGGCCACGGCGUUCCACGGAGGCAUGCUGCGUGGUUCGCAUCACGUCUGGAGGCUGUAG
Messenger RNA from Panicum virgatum (switchgrass), 429 nucleotides. RefSeq names its product probable disease resistance RPP8-like protein 2. The record is from RefSeq and is a predicted model, not a curated record. The transcript is spliced from 2 exons. Lineage: Eukaryota; Viridiplantae; Streptophyta; Magnoliopsida; Poales; Poaceae. Bases 1 to 429 code for a protein of 142 amino acids.